Messenger RNA from Cicer arietinum (chickpea), 862 nucleotides. Its product is annotated as MLP-like protein 43. The record is from RefSeq and is a predicted model, not a curated record. Lineage: Eukaryota; Viridiplantae; Streptophyta; Magnoliopsida; Fabales; Fabaceae. Gene Ontology annotation, biological process: defense response.
UUAAUUUGCUACCUUUAUUGUUUAGAGUAAGCAAAUUUCUAUUUAAGUCAUGUAGUUUGCAUACACUUCCUCAUACUAUCCCUUGCUUGUUCCUUCUCUUUGCUUCAUAUUAUUAACACAUAGAAAAUGGUUCUCGUUGGUAAACUUAGCACUGAACUUGGGAUAAAAGCAUCAUCUUCCAAGUUCUAUAAUCUCUUCGCAUCACAACUUAACGAUGUGCAAAACCUUUGUGAAAACAUUCACCACACCAAGCUGCAUCAAGGUGAAGACUGGCAUGGCUCUGAUUCAGUUAAACACUGGACUUAUGUCAUAGAUGGCAAGGUACACACAUGUAAGGAGAGUAUUGAAGAAGUUGAUGAACAAAACAAGAAAAUCACUUACAAGCUAUUUGGUGGAGAUAUUGAUGAGCACUAUAAGAUCUUUAAAUUUAUCCUCGAAAUAUUUGAUAAGAACGAUGGAAGUGCAGUAGUUAAGUGGAGUGUUGAAUAUGAGAAGAUCAAUGAGGAUAUUCAUCCUCCAAAUGGCUAUAUUGAAUACCUUAACAAAUGCACUAGAGAGAUUGAUGCUUAUCUUGUUAAAGCAUAACUCCAUAAGUCAUAAAUAAAAUAAUCAAUAAGGAGUAAUAAUGGCUUAAUGGUGUUGGCUAUGUGGAUACGAGUGAUCAUUUAAUAAUUAGUGUGAUAUAAUUGUAAUGGCAUGUGUUAACGUUGCCUAAAGAUAUGCAUAUAUGCAUUGGCUUUGAUCCUUUGUUUCUAUGUAUGUUGAAGAUUAUGUCUUAAAUUAUGUGAUGCAAAUAAAUAUAUAGUUGUGCUUACUAAUUUAUAUUUGCGAUAAUGGUUUUUUAGACUUAUUAUUAUGACAA